UCCUUCUAAGAGUUUUGGUACUGAAAAACAAUUUUCCUUCUCAGGUCUCAAAAUUUCUCACGAUGGAUACGGAUACGGUUCGUGCUGCAUUACCAAUAAAAAGAGAUACCUUAUAUGAUGUUGAUGAAAUAAAUCGAUCAAACAAAAAACAGCUGGCUAAACGACCUAGGGUUUGGGAUUCUGAAGAUGCAACAAAAACCAGAAAAGUUGAUCAAAAUAAUGGUAAUCUUGCUAAACUAUACCGUCCUCCUGUUGAAUUGAUGUUUAGGGGUUCUUUCCAUGAGUCAAAGGAAGUCGCAAAGGCACAGCGCAAAUGGUUAUUACUUAAUCUGCAGUCACCGACAGAAUUCAGUUCGCAUAUGUUGAAUCGGGAUACAUGGGGGCAUGAAAUCCUUGCUGGGAUGAUUGCAUCUAAUUUUAUCUUCUGGCAAGUGUGCGAUGACACCACUGAAGGUAAGAAAGUGUGUGGUUGGUAUAAUUUGACGGGUUCUAUUCCUGCGGUUCUUGUUCUGGAUCCGUUCACAGGCAAGAAGGAGAAAUCCUGGAGCGGGAUGGUUCAGCCUGAGGCAUUAUUAGAGGACUUGAUGCCUUAUAUGGAUGCAGCUCCUCAGGAUUCAUUGGAGAAACCAGUGGAGAAACCUGUUAAACGCAUAAAAGUAUACAGCAGAAGAAAAAGAACAGCAAGAAGAAAGUCCGAGGAAGAAAAGGCGAUCGGGGCAUCAUCGAUGAAAAACAUGACAGCUACUGGUGUUCUAGCUUCAAAUGAUGAUGCAAAUGAAUGUAAGAGUGACGAUGUAGGAACAUUACUGAGCAAGAAGCUUAGGUAUCUUGAACUCGCUGAAGAGCCAAAGGAGGUCGACAAAAAACUUCUUUGCAGUAUCAGGAUUCGACUUCCUGACGGACGCAGAGUUCAGCGAAAUUUCCUGCGUACAGAUCCAGUUCAGCUGUUAUGGCCUUUCUGUAGCUCCCAGCUUGAUGCAGCAGAGUUUCCGUCUUUUGAAUUGACGCUAGCCAUUCCAGGUGCGUCAAAGACUCUUAAUUAUGAAGACAAGCUGACAUUCGAGGAAUCUGGAUUAUCAAACUCAAUGAUCUCUGUAACUUGGGAUAGAGCAUAGGUAAGGUUUUAUGAAAUGAAAUCUACAUUUACUGAUUAGUUGCUGAUGUUGAAGUUGUUGUUCUUCAGAAGUUAAUAAAAAUGCUUAGCAUUUUGAAGUAAUCUGAUAUGAAAUCGGAUAUUGAAUCCGAAAUUUUAUACAGAAAAAUUUACAUAGAUUAUAUUUACAACAAUGUACCAUCCGCAUGAAAGUUCCCAUUUCCCAUUUCAGAGUCUAAAUAAAUUUCUAAAAGAUU
Molecule: messenger RNA, 1350 nt
Organism: Papaver somniferum (opium poppy)
Lineage: Eukaryota; Viridiplantae; Streptophyta; Magnoliopsida; Ranunculales; Papaveraceae
Product: plant UBX domain-containing protein 7-like
Exons: 1
Coding region: 63-1115 (350 amino acids)
Biological process (GO): proteasome-mediated ubiquitin-dependent protein catabolic process
Cellular component (GO): nucleus
Molecular function (GO): ubiquitin binding
Source: RefSeq, a predicted model, not a curated record